Messenger RNA from Trypanosoma theileri, 2127 nucleotides. Its product is annotated as putative protein kinase. Lineage: Eukaryota; Euglenozoa; Kinetoplastea; Trypanosomatida; Trypanosomatidae. The transcript has a single exon. Gene Ontology annotation, molecular function: protein serine/threonine kinase activity; ATP binding. Gene Ontology annotation, biological process: peptidyl-serine phosphorylation; intracellular signal transduction. The coding region runs from base 1 to 2127 and encodes 708 amino acids. The record is from RefSeq and is a predicted model, not a curated record.
AUGAAUGGAGGGGAAAGAGACGCAGGUCCAUUAAACUCGGAGAGUCAUGACAAUAUCAGUGAUUUGUCAACUCCAAGACUACCACCUGUAGCCCCAACAACUGGCUCAUCCACAUUGACAACGGGUGUCGUUCAAUUAAUACCUGUUUAUGGAUAUCAACGCAACAGUAGUCAAAAACAAUAUAAUUCAAAUAAGAGAGGUAGUUUUUCGGCACGGUCAUUUGCAUCUUGUACGAGCUCUUUGAGUACUACUUUGCGUAGCAGUGCUUUUGGUACUCUCUCAAAUAUGAUUGGUGCGGUAUUUGAUGUAACAGAACGUAUGAUCAUUCCAUAUGGUCGACUGCGUUUGCUAGAAGACGAGUUUCUUGGAAAAGGUGCAUUUGGGGAAGUAGUGCUUGGGGAAUUGUACCCGGCACCGAGUAUUACACGAGUACGCACACCCAUUAUAUCAGUGGCUUUAAAAAAUUUUCCAUUAUCACCCAGCGUUACGAGUCAGGUGUGUGAGGGUGCCACGGCUCGUGGGGAAUCUUUUAAUGAGGAUAGAAGUUUCUCCAGAUGGAAUAGUAGAUUUCCAGGUGAAGAAAGGAGAGAUAUGGGGAAAGCUACCAAUGGUUCUUCUCUCUAUUCUACAGAUAAGAGAAAAAUGGUAAAUGAAAAUCAUCAUAGAAGUUACUCAGCAGAGUAUAUUACGCUAUCAUUGCCCCACUCAACACCACGGGCACAUAAGAAGCAGCAGCAGCAGCCUGUGAUGGAGAUAUUGAGUUCCAGGUCCACAUUAGAUGAUGAUAUGCUCGCUGCAACUACAGGUAGUUUACCAGAUCUAGGAGUUCCACUCUUCUUAAAUGGAGGUGAGGGGAAUAUGGGAACGCAGACAUGGAGUGGCUCCAGAUCUUCUUCCUCUUCCUCUUCUUCUUCUUCUUCUUGUUCUUCUACAGAAGAGACACCUAAAAUUGUGGCAGUGAAGAGAAUUGAUAAGGCGCGUCUCUCACGGCGACAAAGGUUUAUCACAUCAUUUAAAACAGAACUACAACUCGCUAGUGAACUAUCUCAUCCUUCCAUUAUUAAAACGUAUGGUGUGUUAGAGGAGGAGUCAGAGUUGCUUCUAGUGAUGGAGUUUGCUGAGGGAAAAACGCUCCAGGAUUAUCUUAACACGGAAGGUCAUGAACAUAUGGUAACGAAAGCCCCACAUUUCCUCGCAGAUGUUGUAUUAGGAUUGGAAUACUUGCAUGCGGCUGGUAUUGCACAUCGGGAUAUUAAACCAUGCAAUAUGUUACUCACAGCUGAUCAUCAUAUAAAGCUUGCGGAUUUUGGCUCCGCAUGUUAUCUUAACGAUGAUGCAGGAAAUACAUUUGCUGGGACUGCUGCGUAUAUGUCACCAGAGAUGGUAGAAUCCGGAAAAGCAAGUGCAACAAGUGAUCUUUGGGCACUUGGUUGUGUCCUAUUUCAACUGUUUGUUGGUAGACCACCAUUUCAAGGUGAGAACCGCAUGUUUGUUCUGCGUAAAAUAAAAGCCUUUCACAAUGGUGAUGUAGAUUGUCCACCGUACUUUCCAUCAGAGGCGAGGGAUCUCGUCUUGCGACUACUGCAACGCACACCGAGUGAUAGACUCGGCUCUGAUGAAACGGGUGGGUUUGCUGCUCUCAAGUCACACCCUUUUUUUGCAGAUAUUGACUGGAGUCAAGUACACCAAACAUCCAUUACAGCACUACAGACAACAGACUCUUCAUUACAGGUGAGUGAUCUACUUCAAGAAGGUGAAAAGGUUUUACGUUGUACAGUAGUAUUGAAGAAGAAUAAUAGUUUUUUAAAUAGGUUACCACGAGAACGUCUACUUGUUCUGACAGAUCUUCCACGACUCUUAUGUGUAGAUAAGGAAAAACACAUUGUUAAGUACUCAAUUCCAGUAACGCGAGAGGUACAUGCUGAGGUUGAGACAGUGGAGAUGUUUUCCGUCGUGACAAAAGGGCAAAGAUAUGAAUACGUUGACCCAAGUAAACACGCGGAUGUAUGGGGAAUGCGCAUUAAUGAUCUUGUCAAACGUCGCCAGAGUAUUGAUAGCUGCGAAGCCAUGUUAUGUAACCCAAAGAAAACCACACCCACCGAUAUUACCAAGGGGAAUAUGAAAUAA